Molecule: messenger RNA, 921 nt
Organism: Aegilops tauschii subsp. strangulata
Lineage: Eukaryota; Viridiplantae; Streptophyta; Magnoliopsida; Poales; Poaceae
Product: protein FAR1-RELATED SEQUENCE 5-like
Source: RefSeq, a predicted model, not a curated record
AUGCCGUUCGUCCCCUUUGUCGGAGUUAACAACCACCGUUGCACCAUAGUGUUUGGUUGUGCCAUCAUUGCUGACGAGACGGAAGGGACAUACGUGUGGCUGCUGCAGACAUUUAUGAAGGCAAACUGUCAGGUGAAGCCAAAGUCAAUAAUCACAGACGGUGACGCUGCAAUGAUCCGGGCUAUUCGGACUGUCCUUUCAGAUGUUUUCCAUCGUCUUUGCUCCUGGCAUAUCGAGAAAAAUAUGCAGAGGCACCUGCAUUACAAGUCACUGGAUGAGUUCAGAUCGCUCCUGUACUAUGCCACCUCUCAAGCGAACUUUGAGCAGAGAUGGAAAGCUUUCUAUGAUAAGUGGAAGACGGAUAGAACUGAAGAGUGGCUUGACAGGAUGUACAGGAAGAGGAGACUUUGGGCAGCUUCAUAUCUUUCCGAUGGGUUUUUCCUUGGUAUGCGAAGUAACCAGAGGAGUGAAAGCCUCAACUCCUGCCUUCACCUUCACCUGGACUACGGUAUGACAAUUGUUGAUUUGGUGGUGCAUUAUGAGAACUGUAUAGUUCGCCUGCGUGAGAACGAGGCGUACGAUGACUGUGAGGCAUUCCAGAAGGAACCACCGUCGGUUACUGAAUAUAAGGCCCUUGAGGAGCAUGCCGCCAAAGUAUUCACACCUGCUAAUUUCUACAUCCUGCAAGAUGAUUUGCAUAAGAUGGGUCAGCUGGAGAUAUUUGAGACGCUCGUGGGAAUUGGGCAUCAGACAUUCAUGGUGACAUGGAAGGAUAACCAUAAGUUCAGGUACAAUGUUGUUUAUGAACCAGCAAAUGAUCCCUUCUUGUUCGACGAGUUGAUGAAGUGUCUGGACAACAUAAUAGUGCAGAAAAAGAUUUCAGAGGAGGAACUUAUAGGAAGUAGAAGGAACUGGGCGUAG